Molecule: messenger RNA, 2010 nt
Organism: Baudoinia panamericana UAMH 10762
Lineage: Eukaryota; Fungi; Ascomycota; Dothideomycetes; Mycosphaerellales; Teratosphaeriaceae
Exons: 5
Coding region: 1-2010 (669 amino acids)
Molecular function (GO): hydrolase activity
Source: RefSeq, a predicted model, not a curated record
AUGUCUUCCUUCAAGUAUCUCUUAUUGCACGGUCUGCUUGCAUCUCUUACCACUAGCCAUGGUCUCCAACGUCGAGCAAGUGCGCUUGAUCAAACGCUGACAAACACCAUCCCAAAUUUGUCCGGGCCGAUUCUGUACUUCAAUGGCUCCGGUCCGGUGCCUGGCAUCAAUGUCACCACACCAGAGCCAGCGCCAUUGCCAGCAUUGUCAACGCAGCAAAUCACUAAUUCUGUCCUGCAGGAGCUCUACGCGAUAGGGACCGGUAAGUUGGGUAACAACAUCUGCCAGAUAUGUCAGUCGAGCCUAGAAGUCCUGCACCUCGCUUCUCUCGUGCUCUCGCAGGACAGUAUCACGCAGAUCCUCAUCGACAGCUGCGUGGCCUUCAAUCUAACCGCCUAUACGGACGGUGGGUCUUGUCAGUCCUAUGUUUCUGGCACGGGCGGCCUGGGGCCAUACGCUGCCCAACUACUGCAGAAGAUGAGUCUCGCUACCGGUGAUAUGCAAGCGUUCUGCUACUACGAGUUUUCGCUCUGUCCUGCGCCGCCCGUGGUGGCCAUUAAUGAGAGCGAGUGGUUCACGCCGAAGCCGGCUAGCAAGAUGGUCGCGCCGCCUCCUUCUGGCAGGACAGUUAAUGUACUGCAUUUCAGUGACUGGCACAUGGACCCGCGCUUCGAUGUCGGUUCGGAGGCGAAUUGCACCAAUGGACUGUGCUGCCGUUUCGACUCUGUCAAUUCUGCACUGCAUACCACUACAUCUAACGCUUCUCUGCCCGCCUCUCGCUUUGGCGACUUUCUCUGCGACACACCCCCCGACCUUGGACUCUCCGCUUUCCAGAGUAUGCGGCAGAACGUGAACUUCUCUUCAGUGCCAUUCGCGAUCUUCACCGGCGAUAUAGUAUCGCAUGACCGAACCAACCAAGAGAGCCAGGCGCUCACGUCUUACGAGGAGCAGAUCGCUUACGACACCUUCAAGGCCCAGCUUGGUAACAUACCGGUCUACGCUACUCUGGGGAACCACGACAGCUGGCCAUCGGGCUUCAACGAGCCGAACGGUUUCCGUAACGACUCGCUACCGAAUGAGAUGUCCUGGAACUACCAGCUUGUCUCGGCAGCAUGGCAGAAAGAAGGCUGGUUGGACGAAGUCGCCGCGUACUAUGCUGCUACACAUUAUGGCGCUUACGCCACGACGACCUCGUCUGGACUCAGAAUCAUUUCCAUCAACUCUGAUUUCUGGUAUACUCCCAAUAUCUUCAACUACUACAACUAUACCAACCCCGACAAGAGCGGUAUCCUGCGCUUCCUGGCUGGUGAGCUUGCGAGUGCUGAGCAGGCAGGCCAACGGGUGUGGAUUCUGGGCCAUGUACCAAGCGGUGGAUCCUCGGCCGUGGCCAAUCCUUCUGUGCUUUUCCACAGUAUUGUGGCACGCUAUUCGCCCGCUACUAUUGCGGGAAUACGAUUGUUUUCCGGGCUGACCAACGAUAGCUUCUUCGGGCACACUCACAAAGAUCAAAAGCAGAUCUUCUACGAUCUUCAGCGCGGCAAUGUGUCUGCGAACAGCAGCAGCGUCGUUACCAACUACACAAACAUCAACUACAACGCUCCAAUCAGCGUGGCUUAUAUUGGUCCGUCAAUCGUCCCUCUCACGAACUACAAUGCUGGCUGGUCUGUGUAUCAGGUCGAUGCCGCAACUUUUGAAAUUGUUAACGGCCAGACCUACUUCGCCAACAUCUCGAACAGUCUCACCUGGAAUUCGGAACCGGUAUGGGAGUUUGAGUACGAUAUCCGCACAAUCUACGACCCGACGCAUCAGUGGCCCGCGACGGCUCCACUCAACGCCACGUUCUGGGACAACGUGACACAACGCAUGAUGAGCAACAACACCUUGAUAUCUGAAUAUUUGUACCUGUCGACGAAGCAGAGCGCAAGGACACCGGCUUGUACCGGCAACUGUCUGAGGACCAGUAUCUGUCAGAUACGUUCCUCCAAUAGGGCGGUCUUCGAUACUUGUUGA